CCGUUGAGCUUUUAGGGUUCUUCGUUUAGGGUUUAUAGUCAGUCGAUGGAAUGAGCGACGAUGAAGAGGAGGAUGAUCCAAAUCCGUGACCUGCAUUGUUUCACCGUCGAUGUGUGCGCCGAGGACGCCGCAGUGGUGGAGCGAGUCAAGGAUCGAGUGCGCGAGCGCGGGCGGCAAUGGUGGGAGCUGGAAGCGAGCAAGGGCGCCGCCUGGUAUCUCCAUUGCCAGGCGCAGCAAUCCCUUUCUUUCAUCGCGGCAUUCAAUGCCAUACAGCUGAGAAUGCUCAUCAGGAAAGGGAUCCCCCCGCAGCUCCGCCCCAGGAUUUGGCUCUUCCUCUCCGGCGCCGCCAAGAAGAGAUCCACUGUUCCACACAGCUAUUACAAGGAUCUCGUCGAUGCUGUUCGCGACAAAACGACUGCUGCCACUCGCCAGAUCGAUCACGACUUGGAUAGAACGUUUCCAACGCACCCAUGGCUCAGCUCUCCGGCUGGCCAGCAGACGCUCCGGCGAGUGUUGGUGGCUUACUCCUUUCGUGAUUCGCGAGUUGGAUACUGUCAGGGAAUGAAUUUUGUGGCAGGAUUACUGCUCGUGGUCAUGAAAACCGAAGAGGACGCGUUCUGGAUGCUGGCUGUGCUGCUGGAGAACGUCUUGCUUUCGGACACUUACUCGGACAAUCUGUAUGGAUGCCACAUCGAGCAGCGAGUAUUCAAAGAGCUCUUGAGAAAGAAAUGCACGAGGCUGGCGCUUCAUUUUGAGGCGAUGGAUUUUGAUGUGUCGCUGCUAACAACCGAAUGGUUUCUGUGCCUUUUUGCGAAAACACUACCAUCGGAGACAACAAUGAGAAUUUGGGACGUUCUCUUCAAUGAGGGAGCAAAAGUGCUAUUCAGAUUUGCUUUGGGCAUCUUAAAGAUGAAGGAGGAAGAACUUCUGCCCAUGAAACAUGCGGAUGAAUUGGUCAAGGUUGUGCAAGACUUUGCAAGACGGACGUUUGAUCCGGAUGUGCUGUUUAAGGUUGCUUUUGACAAGGUGGGAUCUAUGACAAUGCAAACCAUUGACAAGCAUCGAAGGAAACAACAGCCGGCUGUGAUGGCAGAGCUCGCAGGAAGAUCCCAGCGAAUUAUGAGUUCCUCUUGGAAGUGAGUCGCUGUGUGUUUACCAAGGCGAGAGCUGGCAUUCCUUUGGGGGGACUGGAUAGCGUUUGGCAUCAGUGCAGUAGUCGUAGAUGAGAAAGUUCUUC
Messenger RNA from Selaginella moellendorffii, 1237 nucleotides. Its product is annotated as growth hormone-regulated TBC protein 1. Bases 61 to 1140 code for a protein of 359 amino acids. The transcript has 8 exons. The record is from RefSeq and is a predicted model, not a curated record. Lineage: Eukaryota; Viridiplantae; Streptophyta; Lycopodiopsida; Selaginellales; Selaginellaceae.